GCACGCACACACAUACACACACACAUACUCUCUCUCUCUCUCUUUUCCUCUCACUGCGACAAGACGACGAUCGCAUUGCGGAGGCGAAGUUCACCCCUUGGUUGACGAAGAAGCGGCCUUAGUCGAUCUUACUCUACACUGCGCAGCCGUCCUGCAAUGUCCAUUCCCGGCCAGCCUCUCUCUGCCGCGCAUUCACCUGGCUUAAUGAGCCACUAUCACUACGCCGCAGGCCAUCACAAUCCCACCGGUUCCUCGGCGCCCUCAUUCGCCCAGCACUCGGACCAGGGCGCUGCAGCGGCAGGGCCAGGCAGCGGCGCCGUCGGCAGCGCUUCCACUGUCAAUGGCUACUCCAGCGCAGCUGCUGCUCAAAGCCCUUCCCACCACCAUCACCCCAGCCACAUGACCCAUGCGUCCGUCUCUGACGGAGCAAGCAUCCACCACCGACCCACGCAGGCAACUUACUACUCCAACCCUUACCAACCGUAUCCUUCGACGGUAGGCACGAGCGCAUUUGGUGUCACACCCGGCCUCGCAUCUUCUUCCACAGCAAUGCCUUCUUCGACUGCUUCAAGGUCAGCCUCUUCAAUGCAAGCGCCCUCGCAUCUCGUUGCCUCCCGGUCGAUGAGCCUGACGAACACGCCAUCGACAACUGGCAGCGCAAAUGGCACCCAGAAGGCAUCCAUGCGACGGCGCAAGAGCUCAAAUGAUGGCGCAAAUGCAACGGCCUCUAACGACGACGACGACUCGGACAAGGGUUCUAAAAUGAAGGCAGGGAAUGGCGAAGCGUCCGGCUCGGGCAAUGUCACAAUGUUUCAAUGCCGCGGCUUUGGCGACUGCAGAAUGGUUUUUACCAGGAGCGAGCACCUCGCUCGUCAUGUUCGAAAACACACUGGUGAGCGACCGUUUCGUUGCCAUUGCGGAAAGGCCUUUUCUCGGCUCGACAAUCUGCGCCAGCAUGCGCAGACGGUGCAUGCCGACGAGUCGGAGCGAAAUGAGGUCAUGAUGGCUGAGCUAGUUUCGCUGCACUCGAGCUUGGCUGCGUCAGCCGCUCAGUCACAGCAUGCUCACGCGCAGGUGCUUAGCAAGAGGGGCACCUCGCCAUCUUCCAACGGGGGCACACCCACCGCCGGGGGCGUCUCUGGCGUAGGUGCGGGUGCUGGUGCUGGAGGACGACGAAAGAGCUCCGUUGCAAAGGGAGCAGCUGCGAGUGCAGCGGCGGCAGCAGCAGGCAACAAGAAGCGGCUCAGCAAAGAUCAUUCGAGCAACUCGGGUCCGUCUUCGCAGGUCUCUACGCCCCUGGCAGCACCCGGCGAGGGUGGUCACAGCCCACAGAGCUACCUCUCGCCGCACCCCUCUCUUCCCUCCGCUGGGCAAGCCCAACCUAUGCCAGCCUACGGGGCUUACCCUGCCGCGUAUCCAGGCCAGCCCACCUCGGCCUCUCCACAUGGUGUCUACCCCGCUCAAGGCUAUGGAUUCCCGCAAGCAGCCCCACCCGUCGACAUGAUCCUCAAUCCGAAUCUGGCCCCUCGCUUCGGUCAGGCCUACGGUGACCCUGCCCUCUCUGCACAAGGACCUCCUGUUCCCCAUCAACAGAAUGGCGCUGCCUACUACGGCAGCAGCGGUGCCUUUGCUGAGCAAGGCUACGCCCACCCUGCCGCCCCUCCCUCCUUUGCCGCCUUCACCCCGGCUGGCCACGACGUCGCGGCCGCAGACUACCCUGGCGCAUCAACGGCGUCUUACGAACACUAUGGGAGCCAAGGGCAGACGGUAGACUCUGUCGUCGAAACGCCGACCGCUCCGGCUGCUUACCAGCUGCCAGUCGAAUGGAGGCCGUUUGAGCAGAGGCGAACGAGCUUGCAGAGUGAUGCGCUUCCGGGCAGCGACUCCCUCGAUGGCUACUCGCUGGGCGCUACGUCCCUGAGGUCCAGCUAUCAGAGUACCCUUUCGGCCCACUUGCAGAUGCGCACGCCUGUCCUGCGAAAGGGCGGCGCAGCAAGUCCGCCUGGAAGCUCGCACGGCUUGCGGCCGCCAAGCUCGGCUGGUCGCCCAGGUUCGCCUACGGAACGACCCGUGCUACCUCCUUUGUCGAGCCUCAGCCGACCUGGUACGGGUCACGGCCCACCACUGACCUCGCCAAUGGUGCCACGAACAAGCGGAAGCAGCGCGGCCGCACCGCCAUUCUCUAGCAGUGGCAGACCAUCGUCGACGAUGGACGGCUUGGCGCCCACCCUCCCAAGCCUUGGCGAUAGCCUGAGUGCCGAUGGCGAACGUCGUCCCUUCACGGCGUCUUCUAAUGCAGCAGCGUCGUCGCGUCCCGUGUCUCGAGGAUCGGUCUUGGAUCCUCCGAGCAACCUGUACGGCCUCAGUGGCGAUGCCACGGGUACACGACCUCUGUCCUCUGCUCGCCUGCCUUCUUCAUCGCUCCGGUCUGGCCUCAGCUCCUUCUCACAGGCUCGCUCCUCGCAACCGAGCACGCAAUUGCCAAGCCUCCGGGACACACCUGUCACGGCCGUGGGCGAAAGCCCUCGCAAGACAUCGCCCCCUUCUGGUAGCUCGCCUUUCCGCUUCCAGGUGCCUCCUUCGCCAAGAGACGCAGUAGGCGGCUAUGGCAGCCGGGGCGGGCUCGGCACGGGCGCCGGCAUGAGCAGCAUCGACAGGAGGCCCGUCAGCCGAGAUCGGCUCUCAUUUGGACCCCUGCCCUCGCUCGCCACGAGCUUGGGUGCCAAGCGACCAAGCAUCAGCGACGAGCGCGACUCUCCCUCUAAGCGCCUGCGACCAUUUACGAGCGGCGAUAUUCCCACACCGCCUAAGUUUGGGGAGUCUUCGGAGCGCGGAUACCGGCGUGGCGACCUACCCGAGGGCAAGGACGGCAAGGCCGCCGACGAAGCUGACGACGAGGAAUAUAGACCUCCACCAAAGACGGCCAGUGUCGUCGACAGCAGCGUCAGCGGCGCGACGAGGAGGGUGAGCAUCGCCAACCUGCUUGAUCAUCAGCGGUCGAGGAGGGAUGUCGAUGAGAGGAGGCUCACCACAGCCAAUGAUGAUCCCGAGAGAUUGACGACGAUGGGUAGCCUCUUUGAUCCCACGCCCACGCCGAGCAGGCCCGGCACUGCCUUACAGCAAAAAGUCAAGGAGGAAGACGAAAACGAUGAGCUCGCGGCCUCGCCUUGAUAAUCUGUCUGUCUCAUACACAAUCUUUCCCUUUUCUUUCCCGUUCCGAACCAAACGUCUGCGCAGCGGAGCAUCCCCAGAUGCUCCCCCUUGUUCAUGAGUGUAUCCUCUAUGUAUGCUCUCUCUU
This is a messenger RNA of Acaromyces ingoldii, 3298 nucleotides long. RefSeq lists its product as hypothetical. The transcript has 2 exons. Gene Ontology annotation, molecular function: RNA polymerase II cis-regulatory region sequence-specific DNA binding; DNA-binding transcription factor activity, RNA polymerase II-specific. Bases 157 to 3171 code for a protein of 1004 amino acids. Gene Ontology annotation, biological process: regulation of transcription by RNA polymerase II. The record is from RefSeq and is a predicted model, not a curated record. Lineage: Eukaryota; Fungi; Basidiomycota; Exobasidiomycetes; Exobasidiales; Cryptobasidiaceae.